Messenger RNA from Xyrichtys novacula (pearly razorfish), 3109 nucleotides. Lineage: Eukaryota; Metazoa; Chordata; Actinopteri; Labriformes; Labridae. The record is from the annotation of a GenBank genome assembly.
AUGGGCUUCGGCAACCUCAACAAGGUUUGACUUCUAAUCAUUCCUUCUAAUUCGCUGUCCUGAAACAUUUCUCCAAACUGCAGGAGUUCAUUCAGACUUUUUCCAUAUCCUGGAUGUAAAACCUGAGCAUGUUUUGAAACAGUCCGAGUAAGAGUGGUCUGACUCUGAGAGUCUGACACAGAAAAAUCCGACCAGAGCACACUCACCCCUCUGAAGACCAGCCACCAUGCUCAAAUCAGAUUUCAGGUCAAGUCUUAAAUCAUGUAGUGUGCUUUCAGCAGGACUGAAGAUUUCGUUCUUGAGGGGAGCUUCCUGCUGCAGUGUCCUUGUGUGAGGAAUUUGACCUUCAGUUCUAGAGGAUCAAAAUAACAGAAUUCAGAUGUAGUCGUUAUCUUUUAAGCUUUAUACAAUUUCCAUGCAAGCAGCAUCUACUAGAAACACUACACCAGAUGUACGAUGGACUGAAAGCGCGGCGUGAGCUUUAAUUCUUCUAAGUAUAGCAGGGAGAGAGGCAGUCAUGGCCUGCUCGGGUGCUGAUGAAAGAUGCUCACUGCCAGUGCAUUUGUAAUCCGAUCAGAAAGCUCAUUCUGCGUCACUCCUGACCCACCGGCUCUUGCACCCUCUCUGUUUUGCUGGGCAUCGUCUGCAGCAGGGCACUUUAUCUUCUAAUUCUGCUGCAGCACAGAGGAGAGUACUGCAUUAUUAUGCAAUCUGAGCUGCUACUAUUCCUGUGCAGCCAGCAGAGGGUACUGUACCUACCCUUUGUGGGUCUGCUGCAAGCUGAACUUCACAGGCAUUGGACUUUUCAUGAAGAUACGCACUGUUAUUGUUGUUUGAUUGUGUUUUUUUUGUGUGUCUCUUUUCCUCUCUGUCUGAAGGUGGUGUUGUGUUUCGACCGUGUGUUCUGGGAUCCGAGUGUCAACCUGUUUGGUCAUGUUGGCUCCACCACAGCGAGUCGGGGUGAGCUCUUCCUCUUCUGGAAUCUCUACAAAGGUGAGAAAAAGGAUUGCUCAUACAGUUUCAUGGACCUAUUUCCUGUUUGUUUCUCUCAUUCAUUUAAAAAAAACCCACCUGAAUUGUAAACUGUGACUGGUCUUUUCAGCCCCGAUUCUGCUCGCUCUGAUGGCCGGUGAGGCUGCUGGCAUCAUGGAGAACAUCAGCGAUGACGUGAUUGUGGGACGCUGCUUGGCUAUUCUGAAAGGAAUAUUUGGAAGCAGCGCGGUGCCACAGGUACACAACUCUUACCUUUAUCUGGCAUUUUCACCGAUAUAUCAGUUUUUGCCAUUUUUCUAUCUACCUAAUCUACAGUGGUCGAGAACCGCCACUGCGGCUAAUAGAAAAGAAUCCAAAAAAAGAAGUCACAACACAACUGCUUACCUACUAAGUAGAAAGGUUAUUGUUUAAUUUCGCUUCAUGUGCUUUUCAAUGUGGUUCAGCCAUGUAGCGCCUGAGUCAAUUGCGUCACUUCAAUUGCAGCUCUUUUUUUUUUUUUGCCUCCUUUUAUUUUCGCAGCAAGUCAUCUUUUUUUUUUUUCCAUCGCCACUUUUUUUGGGGUCAUAAACUUUUUUUUUUUGUAUUUUUUUAAGCUGCACCGUUUUUUUUUAUUUUUUAUUUUUAAUUUGCAGUGGGCUUCCUUUGUUUUGCAUUAGUAACUUGCGUUGUGGCUCUUUUUUUUUUGCAUCCUUUUAUUCUCGCAGUAAUUUUUUUUUUUUCCAUCGCCACUUUUGUUUUGCGUCGUUAGCUUCUGUUGUGGCUUUUUUUUUUUUAUCUGCAGUUUUUUUUUUUUUUGAUUUGCAGCUGGCUUUGGUUUCUUUUUUUUCUACACCAGUAACUUUCGUUGUGGCAAUGUAUUUUCUUUUGCAUCUUUUUAUUUUUGCAGCAAGUAACUUUUUUUUGUUUUGUUCCAUCACCCUUUUUUUUUUUGCGUCGUUAACUUCCAUUGUGGCUUUUUUUUCACCUACACCAUUUCUUUUUUAAUUUGCAGUGGGCUUUGGUUUCUUUUCUGCAUCAGUAACAUCCGUUGUGACUUCUUUUUUUUUUUUUGCAUUCAUUUUUUUCUUUGCAGCAGUGGCAGUUCUCGGCCACCGUACUAAUCAACACCCUAAAGUCAUUCCCAUGAGCAUGAUGUCUGGUCAAUCUGGCAGUUUUGCACAAAUACAACUUCAUUUGUUUGUUGUGCACAGAAAAGUACUUGCAGCUUAUAAUUUUGAAACCUCAUCAUUAAUGUUUUCUCUGGUUUUCCACUACUUUAUGUGGAAUGUCCUUGACCCCUAUAACCAUCACGACUUAACACAGCGAACACAUGUGAAAGGCACUCACAGCUGGAGCCCUGUCCAAACCACCAGUCAUUAUCAAUCAUCUGCCUUUGGUCUCAAAUAGGACAAAAUCACAUGCAUGGAGGCCAGCGUGUAGAACUGUUCGCCAUCCAGCUGUUUACAGGUCCCUCAAAUGUCAUCAUGGAAUUUCCUAUAAGUUUGUGUUGUUGUUUGUCGUCAUGGCAGCCGAAGGAAACCGUGGUCACCCGUUGGCGUGCAGACCCCUGGGCGAGGGGAUCCUACUCGUACGUAGCAGCAGGUUCUUCGGGUAACGACUAUGACCUGAUGGCACAACCCAUCACGCCUGGCCCUGCUAUACCGGGAGCCUCUCAGGUAAACACAAACAAAACAACAUCUAGUUUGUGUUAUUUUUAUGUCUGGAUGUGUGUGAGAAAGUGAGGGAGAGCUGGCAUGCUAACCCGACCACAAAUUUAAACCAAAGCCGAGCAUUUCAUUUUGCACACAGAUGUUUUUUUUCUUGGCCGUUUUGAUGUUAGCACGCUGACUGAUGUGAACAAAUCAUAAUUACGCACUGACUGAUGAGUUUUGGCCGCUCACGACCACUUCUACAUGUUGUUCUGUUUUCCUUUCAGCCGGUCCCUCGUCUGUUCUUUGCCGGAGAGCACACCAUCAGAAACUACCCCGCUACAGUCCACGGCGCCCUCCUCAGCGGACUCCGCGAGGCCGGACGCAUCGCAGAUCAGUUCUUGGGCGCCAUGUACACGCUUCCCCGACAGGCCACACCCACAGCCGCCAGCAACCCUCAGCAGGCUCAACCCACCCCUACUGUGUGA